This is a messenger RNA of Leptosia nina, 264 nucleotides long. Lineage: Eukaryota; Metazoa; Arthropoda; Insecta; Lepidoptera; Pieridae. The record is from the annotation of a GenBank genome assembly.
AUGGGCAAACCUCACGACGUGGAGCUGGACAAGAUCCUGCGGGAGAUCGGCCAGUUCGGUCGCUACCAGUUUCAUGUGUAUCGCUUUGUUCUGCCUGUUAUCAUAUUCAACGCCUUCUUCAAGACCCAGUACAUCUUCAACGCGCGUGGAUUGCACUAUAGGCGUCAUAACUUCGGGUCCUCUAGGGUGAAAUUAAGCGUGCGUCAAGAAUGCCACGGCCACGGCACGGUUCCAAGUCCAUUUAACUGGUCUGUAUCCGGGUAG